AUGUGUGACGGCGAAAAAAAGCCAAAAACACGCACACACACACUCUACUCCAAAAACCCUUUUGCUUCAUUGCCUUGCCUCAACGAAGAUUUAUCAGGUAUUCAGCCGCAUUGCAGAUCUAGGGUUUUAUUAGGGUUUCUGUUUCGAUGGCAACGCCGUUUCACUUUCCUGUCACCGCUGCUCAGGUUGGGCAUUUCUUCGUCGGACAUUACUACCAGAGUUACCGGGACUUCAAUGCUGGAAAUCCAUUCUAUUGUCAUGUCCCUCAACUACACAGGAGUUGAAAUCAAAACAUUACACUCCCUUGAAUCUUGGGACAAGGGUGUCCUUGUAUUGGCAUCAGGUUCAGUGCAUCAAAAAGAUUUCAAUAGCAGGACAUUUGUUCAGACAUUUUUCCUUGCACCUCAAGAGAAAGGCUUUUUUGUACUCAACGAUAUCUUUCACUACAUUGAUGAUCAUCAACCAAUUCAUCAUCAUCACCCUGUUGCCUAUUUGUCUCAAAACAAUCUUCUUUCCAAAUUGAAUGCCUCAACUGCUCUUCAAGAACAAGCAUCAAGCUACAUGGGAGUUGGUGAUAUCCAGGGUAGGGAUUUUGUAACACCUACUACCACAGUUGUAGAAAAUGGUUCUGUGAACAAUUACAGUUUCCAAAAGCAACAAUUGCAAGCUCCUGAAGUUGAAAACAGUCUUGAAGACAACUAUCCUGUGAAGUCAAAUGGUUCAGUGAAUGCACUACAAGACCGUUUGACUUCAGUUGAGGAACCUGUAGGAGAGCCUCAAAAGCAUACUUAUGCUUCCAUUUUGCAAGUAGCAAAAGGGCAAUCUGCACCACCAUCAGCACCAAGAGAGCAACCUGUCACAAAAAGUCCAACGCCUUUUGAGUUGAACCAUGUGGAGCCCACUUCACAAAGAUCUGGGGUUGAAGGUGUGGAGGAUUCAUCUGGUGUAGAAGAUGAAGUAGUUGAGUUGAAGUCUGUUUAUGUGAAAAACGUGCCAAUCAAUGCAAUUGCUUCUGAUAUUGAAGAGGAGUUUAAGAAAUUUGGUAAGAUCAGGCAAGAUGGUGUUGCCAUAAGAACAAGAAAGGAUAUUGAUGUGUGCUAUGCAUUUGUUGAGUUUGAAGACAUGUCUGGUGUUCACAAUGCGAUCAAGGCAUCUACUGUUGAGAUUUCUGGACAGCAGGUUUUCAUUGAAGGAAGACGAGCAAAUCGAAGCAACAAUGCAUAUCGAGGUGGAAGAGGAAGAGGAAGAGGCAGGACUGGAUACCAAAUGGACGGUAGAGGACAUUUUGGAGGCCGAAACUAUGCGAGAAUGAACGGUCAAGAUCCAAGAAGCAAUGGCUACUACCGCCACACUUAUUCAAGAAACGGUCACAGCCCUUCCGAUUGAAGGACUGAAAAGACCAUUAUACCCUUUGGAAUUCUUUUGGGUUUAUGUUUCUUUUUUCUUCUCUGAGUUCAGUUAUAGCAUAUUAUAGUUAUGGAAGUAAGCAAAAGCCCAAAAAAAAAACAUUAUUUAAAAAAUGAGGUCUUUUUGGUUAGUCUGUGCUGGGGUGUAUAUGCAUCGUGUUGGGGUGCCCCUAGUUACAUUUUUGACCUUCUACAGAAAUAGUCUUCUAAAAAUCAAAUCAUCAUAUGCUUUUUAUGUAGCUUUGGGUCUUUUACAACUUUG
Messenger RNA from Lactuca virosa, 1668 nucleotides. NCBI's taxonomy places the organism in Eukaryota, Viridiplantae, Streptophyta, Magnoliopsida, Asterales, Asteraceae. The record is from the annotation of a GenBank genome assembly.